This is a messenger RNA of Microthlaspi erraticum, 378 nucleotides long. The record is from the annotation of a GenBank genome assembly. Lineage: Eukaryota; Viridiplantae; Streptophyta; Magnoliopsida; Brassicales; Brassicaceae.
AUGAUACCCAAACACCAACAAUCUCCUUUGAAUCUCUCUUUUCAAGUUUUCAGCUCCAGACCUAUACUGGUCACUCAAAUCAAACCGGGAAUUGCAAUUUCGGACUGGUGUCGCCCGACACACUCUCCCUGGUGUCGCUCGACACCAAACAAAAAUCUCAAUUCUUUGAGUUACGGAUGUAAUAGAGGGGGUGGUGGUUCUCCGGUGGAAAGCUCUGCAAAGCCAAAUCCGUUAAGGACAGGGUCCGGUGAAGCUUCCUCAAGCUUGUGUGUGCCGUUUUCCUUCUCCUCCUCUCUUCACAGUGGUUUGACGGUGGUGGAUUCAUGGCGGGUUAGUCUGCUCGGUGGCGGUGGUGAAGUUCUAGAGAGUUUGAACUGA